Solanum stenotomum is the source of this 903-nucleotide messenger RNA. Its product is annotated as E3 ubiquitin-protein ligase RMA1H1. Gene Ontology annotation, biological process: ubiquitin-dependent protein catabolic process. Gene Ontology annotation, molecular function: ubiquitin-like protein conjugating enzyme binding; ubiquitin protein ligase activity. Gene Ontology annotation, cellular component: endoplasmic reticulum. Lineage: Eukaryota; Viridiplantae; Streptophyta; Magnoliopsida; Solanales; Solanaceae. The coding region runs from base 177 to 896 and encodes 239 amino acids. The record is from RefSeq and is a predicted model, not a curated record. The transcript is spliced from 3 exons.
CUAUUAUUCAAAACCUCUGUUUUCACCUUUUUUUUUGCUUCUAAAACACAAAGGAUUCUUUGCUUUCUCCUUAUAAAGACUCAAUCUUUUGCUUGUGUAUUAGUUCAGAAACGUUCUUGAUACAAAUUUACUAUUUGGGCAUUAGAAGCCAACUUUGUUACAUCAACAAGCAGGAUAUGGCCUUAGAACAGCUGGACACUACCUUUAACAAACACGAUACUCCAUUAGGGAAAUGGAAGACAAUGAACGAUGAAGUUGAAGAGAAUAUUUCCGGUGGUUUUGAGUGUAACAUAUGCCUGGAUCUCGUGCACGAUCCUGUGGUAACUUUAUGUGGUCACCUCUACUGUUGGGCUUGCAUCUACAAAUGGAUUCAUUUCCAGAGUGUUUCUUCAGAAAAUUUGGAUCAGCAGCAACCACAGUGCCCUGUAUGCAAGGCUGAAGUUUCACAAAAAACCUUGAUUCCACUCUAUGGACGCGGUGGCCAAUCUACAAAACCAUCCGAAGGAAAGGCUCCGAAUCUUGGCAUAGUGAUCCCACAAAGACCUCCUAGUCCAAGAUGCGGCGGUCACUUGCUGAUACCAUCUACCGAUUCAAAUCGAUCCCAGCUCUUUCAACGACAAAGUCAUCAACAACAGUCUCAAACACGUCACUCGCCUUAUCAACAAAGCGCCUCACCAGGCACCACAGUUAAUAUGUUACAACCCUCCAUGAUUGGAGAAGUGGCCUAUGCAAGAAUUUUUGGUAACUCAUCAACAACUCUGUACACAAACUCUUACAAUCUAGCAAUCAGCAGUAGUCCAAGAAUGAGAAGGCAAUUAUUAGAGGCUGAUAAAUCACUUGGGAGAAUAUGUUUUUUCCUAUUUUGUUGCUUUGUAACAUGUCUAAUCUUGUUUUGAACACUUU